AUGCGAGAACAUCGGCCUCCAAAAUGCACACCCUCUGGCGUAGUUAAACUCAAUGCCAGCUCGAGACUCGCAAGCCGCAGGUCGUCGGCUGGUGCCAUCACACAAGGGCAUACAACAAAAUGGCAGAUCGCGCAGCAAACAUCGCAAUGGAUUCGUAUCGAUCCCAACAAUGCGAAGCAAACACCUCUCAUUCAAACUGGGAGGCCAUUGCGGAACACAUCGACCAAGAUCUAUAAUACUAGCUCCAAGUUUUGGGUUGCAGGUCUCAGCUGUCUUAGAUGGAACACCGUUCUAGAGAAGCUAUAA
Messenger RNA from Plasmopara halstedii, 306 nucleotides. RefSeq lists its product as uncharacterized. The transcript has a single exon. Bases 1 to 306 code for a protein of 101 amino acids. The record is from RefSeq and is a predicted model, not a curated record. Lineage: Eukaryota; Oomycota; Peronosporomycetes; Peronosporales; Peronosporaceae.